Messenger RNA from Telopea speciosissima, 1887 nucleotides. Its product is annotated as la-related protein 1C-like. NCBI's taxonomy places the organism in Eukaryota, Viridiplantae, Streptophyta, Magnoliopsida, Proteales, Proteaceae. The record is from RefSeq and is a predicted model, not a curated record. The transcript has 6 exons. Bases 25 to 1428 code for a protein of 467 amino acids. Gene Ontology annotation, molecular function: RNA binding.
AACUUUUUUCUUUCUUUGAUUUACAUGGCUACAACUGCCGAUUCUACUUCCGGUGGGUUGUCAGUCGAUGGCCUGAAUAGUCCACAUCAACUUGGUCGGAAGAAUUUAUCAUCCCCAUGGGCGCAUGUUGUUCGCGGUGAAUCCGAAGCUGUACCCGCAGCUCCUUCUCCGUCGUCUUUGCCACAUACGGUGGCUGCUGCACCGGAAGAAAUCACUCAAUCUGAUUUCUUGUUUGCGAAGUCUUCUCAUAAUAAUUCUGGAGUAGAGGGUCAGUCGGAUAACUAUGAUAAUAUUGAUAACAAUAAUAAUGCUGGUACGACGAAGAAACCGGCUUGGAAUAAACCUUCCAAUGGCGUUGUAGAGGUGAGUCCUGUUAUGGGAGCUGUUUCUUGGCCUGCUCUCUCUGAGUCAACAAGGGCUUCGCCAAAAUCGUCAUCUGAUUCAUUGAAGGCUCUCUCCGAUGGAUCCGCUACCAUUUCUCAGGUUCCUGUGAUUCCAUCUUCUCCGCAAAAACAAUCUACUAGUAAUGCAAACCCUAAUCCAAAUCCAAACCGCCAGAAAUCAAUGAAACGUGGCGGUGGUGGGAUUAUUUCUGCUAAUGGCAGUUUCACUCAGCCGCCACUGUCGUCUCCGCCACAACCUGGAGAAAUGCCGCGGAGCAACUCCGGUAAACAGGCAUCACAGGCAUCGGUGAUUCCGGAUGUUUCCCCAAUAGAAACUCCACACAAGAGCAAUUGGGAAACUGGACCAAGGGGAGGGUUUGGGUCACAUCCCCACAGUAGCGAUCAUCCGCAGCAGCGUGGUUCUUCAUUCAGGAGGGGCAAUGGUGGCCCCCAUCCGCGUGGAGAUGGUCCUUACCACAACAACAACUUUGGAGGCAGGAGAGAUCAAGACCAGUGGAAUCCUCAUCGAAGUUUUAACGGUAGAGAUGUCCACAUGCAGCAGCAGAGAGUUCCAAGGGCGGCCUUUGUAAGACCUCCUCCUAGUUCUGCCCCAUUUAUUACUCCCCCACCAGUUCGACCAUUUGGGAAUCCAAUGGGUUUCCCUGAUAUGACAUCUCCAGUGUAUUAUGUUCCUGCACCGCAUCCGGAUUCCCUUAGGGGUGUUCCAUUCAUCGCACAUGCGCCACCUCCUGCAAUAUAUUUCCCUGCACCAGACCCUCAGUUGCGUGAUAUGCUUGUGAAACAGAUAGAAUAUUAUUUCAGUGCCGAGAACUUAUGUAAAGACAUUUUCUUGCGACAGAAUAUGGAUGAGCAGGGUUGGGUUGCUGUUUCUUUAAUAGCCGGCUUCAACCGAGUUAAGUUGUUAACAAACAGUAUCCCAUUUAUAUUGGAUGCAGUUCGAAGUUCAACUGUCGUGGAAGUACAGGGUGACAGAAUAAGGAAGCGUAACGACUGGAUGAAUUGGCUACUGCAACCAUCUAGUUAGUUUGCCACCGCAUCAAGUCCACCAUCCCCAGGGGUAUCUAGUUUUGAUAUGCUAAGUUGAAUCCAGAGUGUUUAAAGACUGGAGAAAGGGAAGGCUAGUAACCACAAUGGUACAAAAAAAGUCUUGUAGAAGCGCGCACAGAGUUCUAGGUAGAUCAUCAUCUGGGGAGUUGAAUAAUCAAUCAACAAUGUCUGGUGGGGAGGAAAAGUACAAACAUGGUCCAAACAGGUUCUGAUCGAUCAUUGAUGGUGAGAAGUUCUAGCAAGGGCGAGUUAUGCUAGGGCCCGUCUAUUUUAUUUUUUCUUUUUGAUGACUGGAAGUUGCUGACUGCCAUUGGGAGGGGUGAGUAAGGCUUUCAUUGGGUCUUCUCACACACUAUGGUCUUUGUCAAAGAAUGGCAGAGAGUUGAAGAGGCAAAAAACAGGAAAAGGGGGGUAAAAAAGAGUGAAAAAAGAGGGG